Molecule: messenger RNA, 2714 nt
Organism: Caretta caretta (loggerhead turtle)
Lineage: Eukaryota; Metazoa; Chordata; Testudines; Cheloniidae
Product: death-associated protein kinase 2
Biological process (GO): positive regulation of apoptotic process; intracellular signal transduction; protein phosphorylation
Cellular component (GO): cytoplasm; nucleus
Molecular function (GO): protein serine/threonine kinase activity; ATP binding
Source: RefSeq, a predicted model, not a curated record
CCUCCCAGGGAUUUUAAUUCCUUCUCCCCCACUGACUAAAUUCCUCAGCAGCUCAGCUGUGACCCGGCAGAGUAAUCUCCCUUGUAAUCGCUCUCCAGAGUCUCCCGGGCUUUGCUUUCCGGCCGUCUUGUUGCGCAUCGAGUCUCUGUCUCAUCUCCACUUCUGAUUUCGUUUCACGCGGGCCCCCUCCAUAGCCUGGGGGGCUGGAGAGGAGCAGGGGGAGCGAAGGGUUAAAGGGCACCCGGCCCUCCGGAGUGGGAGUGAAGGUCACCGGCGAAAUGAGUUUCCGUGGCCUCGGCUGGAGAUGUGGAUGCAGGCGGCAGGUUAUUUGGUGGUGACCCUAAGCACCACUGCUCACAGCCAGGCUCAGUCCAUGCCGGCAGGGCCGGGCCCCGCCCUCAGCACCACAUCUCUUCCCAGCUAAGCCGUGCCCUUCGUUUGUCUUUGCAGCUGAUGGCUGAGGAUGGCGGGGUCGUGGGCCUUGCCAAUGGGGGGGCCGGGAGCCCCUUUGACACCAUCAAGGAGACCAGCUGGCCAGAGGACGAUGAGGUCUUUGUGCCGGAGCUGCUGAGCCCCACCGUCAUGGCCACGUUCAGGCCUGGCAGCGUGGAGGAGCUGUACGAGCUGCUGGAGAAGCUGGGCAGCGGGCACUUCGGGGUGGUGAAGCGCUGCCGGAAGCGGAGCUCGGGGACUUUAUAUGCCGCCAAGUUUGUGAAGGUGCGCAAGUGCAAGGGCAGCCGGCUGGGGCUGGACCGCGAGCAGGUGGAGAGGGAGGUCAGCAUCCUGCAGCAGCUGGAGCACCCCAACAUCCUGCGUUUGUACGACCUCUUCGCCAGCAAGGCCGAGAUGGUGCUGAUCCUGGAGCUGAUCCGCGGUGGGGAGCUCUUUGACUUCAUUGCCGAGAAGGAGAUGCUGAUGGAGGCGGAGGCCAUCGAGUUCCUGCAGCAGAUCCUGCAGGCUGUUGCCUACAUGCAUGGGCGGCACAUUGCCCACUUCGACCUCAAGCCGGAGAAUAUCAUGCUGCUGGAGAAAGAUGUCCCCAACCCGAAAAUCAAGAUAAUCGAUUUUGGUCUGGCCCAAAAGCUGGAAGACGGAGUAACCUUCAAAAGCCUUUGUGGGACUCCGCAGUACGUAGCUCCCGAAGUCAUUAACUAUGAGCCCCUGAGCUCGGCGACAGACAUGUGGAGCAUCGGCGUUAUUACCUAUAUCUUGCUGAGCGGGAUGUCCCCGUUCCAGGGCGAGACGGAUGCCGAGACCCUCUCCAACGUCGUUGCUGGCAACUACGAGUUUGAGGAAAAAUACUUCAGCGAGACCACCGAUAUGGCUAAGGACUUUAUCCAGCAGCUGCUGGUGAAGGAGCCGGGGAGUCGCAUGAGCGCGGCCGAGAGCCUCGUCCACCCAUGGAUCAAGCCCCUGAGCCGGAAGCAGGCCACCAACCGCAGCCGCUCCUCCAUCAACAUAAAGAACUUCCGCAAGUUCAAUGCCCGCAGGAAAUGGAAGCUCUCCUACAACAUGGUGUCUGCCUGCAACCGGCUUGGCCACCUGAAGCUCUUGUGUGGCCAGAGGAAGGAGGAUGAGACCCUGCGCGGCUGCGAGAGCGACCAGGAGGAUGAGAUCACCCGCCCGGUGACACUGUUGCGCCGGCAGAGAAGCAGCUGCUCUUGAGACCUGGCCCCCCAACCACAGACUCCAGCAUGCUCCCACCGCCCCCUCCCCACCCUCUGCAUCAGCUGGGGAGGGGCAGCUGCAGCCCCCAGAGGUGGGGAAGGGGGGACCUGUGCUCACGGCCCUGUGAGAUCAGACACCCCGGCAGCUGGGCUCCAUCCGCCGAGACCCGAACAGCAGGAAGGGGCAUUGACUUUGGUGGGAGGGGGCUGGAAAUGGGAUCCUGCCUCUUCACCCCCCCACCCCCGCCCCAUGUCCCUCUCUAGCCGGACACCCGAGGACGGGGAGUGGGCUGCAGAUGGAGCUGGUGAAAGGGGAACAUGUGUCAGUGGGUGAAGCUCGGGCGAUGCCCGCAGCAUCUUGGCACCCGGUCAUCGUGCCUGUGGGGUGACGUAUUGGGGGGUGGGAGAAGAGAGCCCUGCUAUUAACCCUUUCAUUACCCCAUCCUUAUUCAAACAGAGCCCCCCCCCACCCCUAGCAUUAGGGCCUUUCAGGGUGCAUUUUCUGCACCCCUCUUAUGCUUUCCAAUAGGACCCCCCCUGGUGUGGCUGUUCUGUCUGGCACUCGUGGGGUUAAUUGGAAUCUUCCCCCCCCCAUCCCACUCACUUUCAGACGGUGUGUUCCGGAACUCAUGGGGUUAAUCCAAGUGUACCCCCCCACCCCACACUUGCCCCCAAAGCACUAGGGCCUCUGUUUAUUUCAGCCCUCGUGGGGUUAAUAUGAGUCUCUUUCCAUCCCCUGCACCUCGUUUUCUCCUUCCCACUCCGCUCCGCCUACUGACCCCCAGCAGUACCCUGGGUGGGGAUGGACGGCGGCUCCGCAUGCGAACGGCUGCCACGCGGUGCCAGGUGCCUUUACCCAGCUGUUGAGGGGCACCAGGGAGCCAGCUGGAUGCCCCUUCCCCAGCACCCCACAAACACUUGCACGCUGGCCUAAGGCGCAUGGCGGGCCAGACCCCCUCCCUCCCUGCCGGCUGUCCGGGGAAGAUCUGCCCAGGUCAUUCUCCCUCUGCCUGGUUUAUUUUUAAAGAAAUAAACGUGCCAAGCGUC